This is a messenger RNA of Beta vulgaris subsp. vulgaris (sugar beet), 3221 nucleotides long. RefSeq names its product calcium-dependent mitochondrial ATP-magnesium/phosphate carrier protein 1. The transcript has 9 exons. Lineage: Eukaryota; Viridiplantae; Streptophyta; Magnoliopsida; Caryophyllales; Amaranthaceae. Gene Ontology annotation, biological process: transmembrane transport. The record is from RefSeq and is a predicted model, not a curated record. The coding region runs from base 456 to 2948 and encodes 830 amino acids. Gene Ontology annotation, cellular component: mitochondrial inner membrane. Gene Ontology annotation, molecular function: S-adenosyl-L-methionine transmembrane transporter activity; calcium ion binding.
ACAAAACCAACAGUAAAAGAAAGCAGGAGACAAGAAAAUAAUAAAAAGAAGUUGAAAAGAAUUAAAACCCCCCAAAAAAAUAAAAAUCAGAAAAAUUACGCCAAAACAAAAACAAAAAAAGGGUUGAUCUCUCUCACUACCAUCCACUACAAUUCUCGUUUAACACAUUUCAUUUGUCUGAAAAUUUUCUGGGUAAAUUUUAUUAUCAUCAGAAAAUUCUCUUCUUUUUCAUAUCCUCAAAAUUUAUCAGGUGUGCCCAUUUUGUUAAUUUUAUCAAGAAGUUGAUUCUUGAAGUUUAUGAGCUUCAAUUUAGCUUCUUGCUAAACAUGGAGAAAAUUCUUUUAUGGGAUCCAAUUGAUUGAUUUGAUUUAUCCGUGACGCGUUUGUUGGUACUGAAGUUGUUUGUAAAUUCUGAAUUCUGGGUUGGUAGAGGGGUUAAUUGUAGGGUUUUAGAGAUGGUAUCUAGGAAUGACCCUGUUGAAUCAUUGCUUAAUUCAAUUCAAGUUGUUAAAGAUGCUUUUACGCCUUUAGAAGCGGGUAUUAAGAAGGCCACAAAGGAGUUUGAGUUAGCUUGGUUGAGGGCGAAGAGUGGCACUCGUAAUGCUGAACUUUUAGGGCAGUUGAAUAGUUAUGGCAGUGUUAGUGUCAAUAGUAGGAACAGUAAACUUCAUUCAUCUCCGUCGAAGAAGAAAAGUAUCCCUUCCCAUACUAGUGAGGACAAGAAAAAAGGAUCGUCGAUAAAGCUCCCAAUAAAGACCAUUUUAGGCAUGCUUUCUCCAAACUGUGCUAAUGCUGAUCCUAAGGUUAAUGUGCUAAAGGAAAGGUCGAAAGAAAGGGAGUGGGAGAAAAAAGAUGCAUCAUGUGUGAACUGUUUGCAAUUUGCGAUGACAUGGUCGGUGUUUCUCAAUGGUUUUGCCCAGGCAUUUCCCGCGUCUUUUAGAUUAGGAAAGAAAAGAUGCUCAAAGACAAGUGAUGAGGAAAAGGCUUCAUUUGUCCACUCACCAAAAUCUUCAGUUCUAUAUGACUCCAAGACAAAAGAAACAAAAAAGGGAAUGUUUGUUAUGAUGAUGCCAACAGAGGAUACUAAAUGUAAUGAAGGGAAGCAUUUAAGCCUUGAGCUGGUGGUAGCUCUCAUUUUUGACCAGAUAACACAAAAUCUCCAAAAGCUUGAUCACAGUGUUAAACAAAAUGAGGAAAUCUUUUAUGAAUCUUCACCAACCUCACCUCCACCCCCCUCUCACUUUGAUCACUGGAAGGCGGUGACUAAUAUGUUCGAGGGCAAAAAGGCAGAUGUGAAUGUCUUCUUCGGGAAUUUAAAGUUUGCUAGAGUGGGUGGAGUACCAUCUACGCUUGUUGGAGUUGCAUCUCCAAUGAAAGAAGAAGAUGAAAACGCGAAUGCUAGCAAUAGUGAAGAAUCAGGAGGCUUAUCAGCUCAAAAGCUGGCGAGUGGGCUACUUAAUAUCCCCUUGUCCAAUGUCGAGCGCUUGAAAUCAACGCUGUCAACUGUGUCAAUUGCAGAACUUAUGGAGCUUGUGCCUCAACUUGGACGUUCUUCUAAAGACAUUCCUGACAAGAAGAAGUUGAUAUCCGUGCAAGACUUCUUCAGAUACACUGAGGCAGAAGGAAGGAAAUUCUUCGAGGAGCUGGACCGGGAUGGGGAUGGCCAAGUAAACCUAGAAGAUCUUGAAAUAGCGAUGAGAAAAAGAAAAUUACCGCGCAAAUAUGCAAGAGAAUUUCUGCGACGUGCUAGAAGUCACCUAUUUGCAAAAUCUUUUGGCUGGAAGCAGCUUUUGACCUUGAUGGAACAGAGGGAAGCAACAAUUCUUCGUGCUUAUACUUCUUUAUGCCUGAGCAAGUCUGGCACACUCCAGAAAAGUGAAAUUUUAGCAUCUCUAAAAAAUGCUGGACUUCCUGCUAAUGAAGACAAUGCAGAUGCUAUGAUGAGAUUUUUGAAUGCAGAUGCUGGAGGGUCCAUAUCUUAUGGACAUUUUCGAAAUUUUAUGAUGUUGCUACCUUCUGAUCGUUUGCAAGAUGAUCCUCGAAAUGUAUGGUUUGAGGCUGCUACUGUGGUUCCUGUUGCUCCACCUGUGGAAAUUCCUGCUGGAAGUGUUCUACGAUCUGCUCUAGCAGGCGGUCUUGCCUCUGGGCUCUCGACAUCUUUAUUACACCCAGUUGACACCAUAAAGACUCGAGUUCAAACAUCAACCUUUUCUUUUCCUGAAGUUAUAGCAAGAGUUCCACAAAUUGGAGUUCGAGGCUUAUACAGGGGUGCCAUCCCAGCAAUUCUUGGGCAGUUUACUAGCCAUGGACUACGAACUGGAACUUUUGAAGCGACUAAGCUUGUGUUAAUAAACGUUGCUCCAAAUUUGCCUGAAUUGCAGAUCCAAUCUUUAGCAUCAUUUUGUAGCACAUUGCUGGGAACUGCAACGAGAAUACCAUGUGAGGUACUGAAGCAGCGGUUACAGGCUGGGAUUUUUGAGAAUGUCGGAGAGGCUAUUGUGGGUACUUGGCGACAAGAUGGUCUCAAGGGAUUUUUUCGUGGAACUGGUGUAACUCUUUGCCGAGAGGUUCCAUUAUAUGUUGCUGGCAUGGGGCUGUAUGCUGAGUCCAAGAAGCUUGCUCAGCAUCUCCUGGGUCGGGAAUUGGAGGCAUGGGAGACGAUCACAGUCGGGGCAUUAUCUGGAGGGAUUGCUGCUGUUGUUACUACACCCUUUGAUGUGCUAAAGACUAGAAUGAUGACGGCUCCCCAUGGCUUACCAAUAUCAACCUCGAUGAUAGCAUUUUCCAUUCUCCGCCAGGAGGGCCCCCUUGGAUUCUUUAAAGGAGCAUUACCCAGGUUUUUCUGGGUUGCUCCCCUUGGUGCAAUGAACUUUGCAGGUUACGAACUUGCAAAGAAUGCCAUGAUUAAAAGUGAAGAGACAUCCGGGGAUGAAAUUCCGCAAAAGUAGCUAGCGUCGUCUAUGUAAAACUGGACCACCUUUCUUUUUGUUGUAAAGCAGGUUUUAUUUAGUACAGCUGCAGGCUCUUUUGUUUUUCUUAUAGAGAGAUAGCAUGUAGCUGCUGGAAAAAUUUUGAGGUGUUUUUUCUCUGUCCCAAAAUAGCAGCUUAUGUUUCACAUUUCAUGUGGCGGAUCUUUUUUUUGCCUGAUGUUCAUAUCUCUUGUAACAUUUGACUUUUUUCUUUAUUGACGAACAUAAUGCACAUAUUUUUCUGGUUUCUAA